Rhododendron vialii is the source of this 1731-nucleotide messenger RNA. RefSeq lists its product as uncharacterized. NCBI's taxonomy places the organism in Eukaryota, Viridiplantae, Streptophyta, Magnoliopsida, Ericales, Ericaceae. The record is from RefSeq and is a predicted model, not a curated record. The coding region runs from base 1 to 1731 and encodes 576 amino acids. The transcript is spliced from 2 exons.
AUGGCCAGUACUAGCAGUAAAGACCCUCCUCCCUCAUCACCUUCUGAAACUCCAACCGUCAACAUUUCUACCAAAGCCAAAUCCAAGUCCUGCUCAAUACGAAAUUUGGUAGCCAAUUUCAAGGCCAAGUUUUUUGUCUCCAAACCCAAACCGCUUGACUACAACCACCACAACGCAGCUUCCAGCAGUACUGCAACCACCAUCAAAAAUGACUACGACAGUGGAGCUCUUUCCCUCUCUUCUAAAAUGAUCCGUAAUCAUCUCCUCCUCGUGGAUUCGGCCUUUGGAGAGGCGAAGAAGUACAUGGACCACGGUGGAGCUCUUUUCCUCUCUUCUAACAUGAUCCGUAAUAAUCUCCUCCUCGUGGAUUCGGCAGCCUUUGCAGAGGCGAAGAAGUACAUGGACCACCUGAAUGUUAAAAUCAACAAAGCCCACGAGAAAUUUGAGGAGCUCCAAACAUUGGGCGGCAGUCUGAGAGACUUUGACGAACUCCAGAAGGAGGUCGCGAAGAUGAGGUUGCAGAUCUCUUCGCACGUGAAAAUCCGUCAUGCCAAUUCCAACCCACAUCGUAAGCGGUGGCCUAAUAUAAACGAGGCCGAGGACAGGAUGUCGCACUUCUUCUACAAGGAGCCAGAGGAUACGCACACCGGAGAUUUUGAUGGCCUAUUAGAAGCUUUCCAUGUCCUCUUCCUGCGAUGGCGGCAUUGUUUGUUAUGUUUCUUCAAGUUCCCACCCGCGGCAAUUAUAAAGAGAACCACGAUGAUUUACCUGUGGGCAGGCCUAGGAUAUACCUCGGUUCUCAUUGAGGAUGAUCGGUAUGAUAGCAAUAUGAUAUUUGAUGAGCUUGUUGAGCAGCGCUCAGAGCCGGCUUAUAGCCAAGAGAGUUACAGAAUGAGCAUUUCUGUUCGUUCUGCUUUAUACGAAGCAGCUAAAGCUAGGGGAUUUACUUUAAACCAUAAUCGUGAUUUGGAUCUUGAAAAUGAUACGGGCCUUCGAUUGGGGCAUACAUGUCUAGUCAACGUUGGUGAAGCCAUUAUUAGCUGGGAGCCUAAAAUAUUUGAUAAUAUCAAGCAUAUCAGAUGUUUUUAUCUCGGAAGGUGGCAGAGCUCAGCUACGCACCACAUUGAACUAGCAGACGCCAAAAUUCUCCAUGGACUGAAGGAUCUAAAGAGCUUAACGUUUCUUAGCCUUCGAGGAAUUUCGAUGAUCACGGAGCUCCCCGCAUCCAUUUUAGAGCUCAAGAAUUUGGCGAUCUUAGAUCUCCAAGCAUGUCAUAAUCUUGAGGCAAUUCCUGAGGAUAUCAGUUUGCUCCGGCGGUUGACACAGUUGGACAUGUCCGAGUGUUACUUUCUAGAACACAUGCCCAAGAGUCUUGCUCAACUAACAAACCUCGAAGUCCUUAAGGGAUUCAUCAUUGGAGAUUUCAAGAACAACAAACAAUCAUGCACUCUGCAAGAUUUGUCAAUCCUUCUGAAGUUGAGAAAACUUAGUAUCUACGUAAGUGUGAAAGACUUUAGCAGACUGUGGGAUUUUGAUGAUUUAAAAAAUUUUGAACACCUGCUAAAGUUGACAAUAUCAUGGGGAGGAUGCUCUUUACAUGGUGAAAGAAGCAAACAAAGUCAAGAAGAAGCACGCAUGGAACUAUUCAGACCACCGGUCUCUUUGACACUUCCUCCCAUUUUGCAAAAACUAGACCUUCGGUGUUUCCCUACGGCAAAUCUAACCAAUUAG